AUGGGAAAUGUAGAUAUUGAAAUGAAAGAUGAUAAAUCACCAACAGAAACAACAACAACAGAGACAUCUACAACCAAUAAUAAUAAUAAUAAUAAUUUAGACGAAGAAAUGAAUGUUACUGAAACAACAGAAACAGAAACACCGACAUCGACAUCACCAACAACAUCAUCACCACCAACCUCUAGUAGCAAUACACAUACACCAUCGAUUGGUGGUGGUAGUGGUGGUGGUAUUACAAACGAAGAGGAUGAUGAAGAAGAAGAUUAUAUUGUAACGGAGGUACCUGUCUAUCUCUCACAGACACUGGCAGACAACUUGUUCCUCUUUCAAUAUCCACUGCGACAACCUUGGAGACCUUACGAUAUGAAUCGACUCGAAGAACUUAGAAUCAAGCCGAAACAACAGAAGGUAGAGAUCGAUCUUUCAAUCGAUAUUGAAUCCGACAAUUUCAACGAUCAAUCAGAUAUCAAAACUGAAAAGAAUACACUAUCAUCUACAUCCGUUGCACACAGAACAAACUAUGCCGUUGGUAUACUUAGAAAUGAUGAAUUUCAUUUAACACCUUUACAAUCGAUUAUACAGUUAAGACCACAUUUCAAUGUUGUCGACGAGAAAUAUGAAGAGGAAAAGAAAGAGAAGAAAAGAGAGAUCUUGGAGAGUGGUGAAGUUGACGAAGAUGAAGAUGAUAAACCUCAACAAGUUUCAUAUAGAAAACCAAAUGCAAAACAGGUGGCAGCGAAUCAGCCGUUGAAUGCGAUCAAGAAGAUGGAGGAUGAAGAGAAGUGGAUCAAACUGACGUUGGUUGACGAUCGGCUGGAUAUCAAUCUCGAUGAACAAUUCAAUAAGUUGAUAGCACCCGUACAGGAUAAUAUACAUUUCGAUUUGAAUCCGAUGCAGUAUCUCGAUUUGCUGUGUCCAAAGAUACCCGAGGAAUGGGUACCGAAGGAAUCGCAUGCACAAGAAACAACAUCGCUCGAGGCAAUCCAUCAGAUGCCAUGGCAAAAGCAAAUCCGACACAUUCUCAUGAACGGAAACGUUCUACCAUUCUCAAAGAUCUACCAGCUGCUCUCUGACCACUCCAUACCCGACUACGAAGUAGCUGCUGAACUUGAAAACAUUGCAUAUCUACUUAAAGGUAGAUGGGUAAUUAAAAGAAAAGAGUUUGCAGAGAAAACGCUACUGAGUUCGGAUUUCGCAAGAGAUAUGCUGGCAAAGAUUGCCAAUGUCGACUUGGUAUCGAGAAGAUGGUAUCUGAAGCAACACGAAGACGAAGAAUUCCUAACGAGAUUCCCAAUAUUGGCAGAGAAACAAACUAAACUAUUGAGAGAUCAAUAUGAUAGUGUUAUACAAUCAUUGGAGAAUCUAUCGGAUCCAUCUUCGAAUCCAAUAUUCGAUAUUAUAUCGAGAGGUAUCGGUAAGGAACAACUUGGUCAACCAUCAAAGACGGUUACUGCCACCGGUGGUAAAGACAAACAACAAGCCGGUGAAGCAAACGCUGCACCACAACAAGUCAUUCCAGAGGAUUUCACAGUGGGAACAACCAUCGAACAACAAUUACUAUUCUUUAUUAUCAAUCUAUUGAAAAAUCAUGGUGUUUGUUCAAAUCUUUUCAUCAAACAAAGUAUUUCACAACAAUCUGAUAAUCAAAUGGCAAACAAUCUAUUGAGAGAUCUUACAGAUGAUACUUUGGUAACUAGUACUUUGAAUCUUGUUUGUGAUAGAGCACAUCAUGCAUAUGUAUUAAAGUCAUCCGGUAAUCCCAGUAUGGAUAAAUAUCGUAGAGUUGUUAUAGAUCUAUUUAAAAAGAAGAUGAUUCUUAAAAAGUCGGAUGUUACCGAUGCUUGUUUGAAGAUUCUUGGUGAAGACAUUCCAGCAGGUAUGAAAACAACGAUCAUGCAUGAAUUUGCAUAUCAAAAAGGAACGGCAUGGGUAUUUAAAGCUGGUAAAUAA
This is a messenger RNA of Heterostelium album PN500, 1950 nucleotides long. RefSeq names its product DNA-directed RNA polymerase III subunit RPC5 (gene rpc5). NCBI's taxonomy places the organism in Eukaryota, Evosea, Eumycetozoa, Acytosteliales, Acytosteliaceae. Gene Ontology annotation, biological process: DNA-templated transcription. The coding region runs from base 1 to 1950 and encodes 649 amino acids. The record is from RefSeq and is a predicted model, not a curated record. The transcript is spliced from 7 exons. Gene Ontology annotation, cellular component: RNA polymerase III complex; nucleus.